Molecule: messenger RNA, 762 nt
Organism: Recurvomyces mirabilis
Lineage: Eukaryota; Fungi; Ascomycota; Dothideomycetes; Mycosphaerellales; Teratosphaeriaceae
Gene: NRK1
Product: ribosylnicotinamide kinase
Exons: 1
Coding region: 1-762 (253 amino acids)
Cellular component (GO): cytoplasm
Source: RefSeq, a predicted model, not a curated record
AUGUCUGCUUCCCGCCCCAAGGCCCUCCUAAUAAGCAUCUCCGGCCCCUCCAGCAGCGGCAAAACCACCCUCUCCCGCCUCCUCCGCGACAUCUUCCCCAACACCUCCAUCCUGCACGAAGACGACUUUUACAAACCCGACGCCCAGAUCCCCAUGACCAAGACCAGCUCUGGAGCCGAGAUCGCGGACUGGGAUUGCCUUGAUGCUUUAGACUUACCUGCUUUACAGAAGGCAUUGGAGUACAUCAAAGCUAACGGGAUGCUGCCACCUGAUCUCGUGAGUAAGGAGGAUAAGAACUCCGUUGGUAAAGUCGAUGUUGAUGGGAAGGUGGUGGAGGACUUGCAUUGGAGGGCUAGUGGAUGGAUGUUUCAGGACGUCCCUCCCGUUGUUAUUAUUGACGGUUUCUUGCUUUACUCGGAAUCUAUGAAAGCCAUCAGGGGUCUCUUCGACGUCAAGAUCUUCCUGCGGACUGACUUUGAGACGGCGAGGCGGAGACGCGGGGAUAGAAGCGGGUAUGUUACGCUAGAGGGGUUUUGGGAGGAUCCGCCGGGGUAUGUGGAGGAGGUUGUUUGGCCGAAUUUUGCGCGGGAGCAUGGAUUUUUGUUUGAGGGGGGGGAUGUGGAGGGAGAGGUUGAUGAAGCAGUGGUGGCGGGUAUGCAAUUGGACGUUAUUCCGGAUGGGGCGAGGGGGGAUAUGACGGGUUCUUUGACGUGGGCUUAUGAGGUUGUUAGUCAGGCGUUGGAGAAGUGGGUAGAGGAUUGA